Symbiodinium natans is the source of this 4233-nucleotide messenger RNA. The record is from the annotation of a GenBank genome assembly. NCBI's taxonomy places the organism in Eukaryota, Dinophyceae, Suessiales, Symbiodiniaceae.
AUGACUCUUACUUUGCCUGCUGCACGCGGCGAGGUCCUUGGAUUGGCGGCGGCAGCUGUCCGGCACUUGGAAACGAGCCAGUCGUUACUGAGUAGAAAGGUGCGAGUUGCCACGACGCUCAAAAACAUCGGAGGCGACGAUGAUGUCUUCCAGAACAGCCAGAGGCUGAGCCUGCCAACUCCUUCCUACACAGCGCGCUUGGAUGUGCUGUUCCAGGAAUCUGGCGAAGUGAAUGAAUCCUUGGUCUCGUUGCCUGCCGAGCAGCCUUUGUCGAUUCAGCUGAGAGUGCACGUACGGUCUCUUGCAGCAGACAGCGGCUGGCUCUUACUAACCGCCCUGCGCGAGGACUGGUCGGUCGACCGACAGAGCGUCACCAACACCAACCUUGAGGAGUGGCCGGGUGGUCCGCUGCCAGUCGUUCCAGCUUUCGACCCACGAAGCACUCUGGUCGCGACGUCCAGCGGAGAGCGCUCCGCCUUGAUGCGGGUGGCUUUCCUAAUGACGCCUGUCCGAGAUGUCACUGCUGGCAGUUUCCUGCGUGUACAAGCUCCCACUGGUUUCGUUUGGGCAGCUGACUGCGUUGAGGGCUCUGGCCCAGGCGGUCUUGUGCAGCCAGGGCAGUGCUGGCGGGACUCGUCCGAGCCUUCCGUAGCCCUACUGGAGUUGAUGAACGCAAUGCAGGCACAGGCUUCGUACGAGCUCUUCAUGCAAAUCCUCUCACCAGCCGCUCUUCGAGCGCCCAACCGCUGGGAGUUGGCAACGCUGUCGCUUGCAGGCGGCGGAGGUGUGGCACAAGGGACCUCAACUUCCACUGCGCCUCCUGGGCUGGUUGCCAGUCCACCUGCAGUCAACGUCAGCGCAGAAGUUGUAAGUGACCCUCGUGAGCUGCACACCUCCGUGGUGCCUCAGCAGGUGAUUCGCUUAACGGGCUUCCAGCUAUCAGGCCUGGAGGCGCGGCUGCAGCCACUGCAGUGGUUUCCCGAAGCGGAGAAGGGCCAGCUGCUGCUCCUUUCCUUUCGCCUGGCCCUUCACCUCGAAGAGCUCCGCCUGGCUACGCUUCCUUUGCAGCUUCGCCUCACUGCGCCACAGGGUGUGACCGUCAGCUGCCCAAGUGGCGAAGCCUUGGGCGGCCAAGCUCACGGAGGACCCAGCGAAGCUGUCCAGUACACAAAUGUUUCCACACCACAGACCUGGAGACUCUUGGCUACUCAGCAAAGGUUGGCCCUGCUAAGCCGCUGCACUCCACAAGAUUCUUCUGGCGACUCAUCUGUGCUGUUGGAGCUCCAAGCGCCACCAUCUUCAGCCAGCGAGGCUCCAGGUGAGUGGCUGGCCUUGCCCGUCUUCUCGUCGACCACGGAGAAGGAGACCUUCGCUUCAGUGCAGACUUGGGCACUACGCUUGGGGGACAGCCUCGCGGAGGUGCAGACAUUGCACACAUCACCGCGGAUGCUGCGUCCGUCUGCACGGCGCGGAGGAAGCUUGGCCGAAGCGCUGGCAUGCACAUCGUUCUGUGCAGCUGUGGCUGGAGAUCACCAGGAGCUUCCGGCUGCUGCUGCACUUGCUGUGGACAGAGGGAACGGGAUCCGCCUGCAACUGGCCCUCUCUUUGCCGAAGGCGCCGCCCACUCGCUCCUCGCGUCUCAUCGCCAGCCGAAUCGCCUCUCCCUUUCGACAAGGAGUUCGCAGCUCUGACUUUGCAGAUGCUGCGGUGGCCACCCUAGUCGAUUUCGUGCGGAUCACCGCGCCGGCCCCCUUGCGAUGGCUUGACAACUGCCGAGUGCAGAACACGUCCAUGUUGUCCUCGGCGUUGUGGCGAUGCCUUUGCUACGGAAACGAGGCCUAUGUCUACACGCUUGGCUACACUUCCACGCCGGCCUUGCCACUACGUGAAGUGAUCGAAAUCCAAGGAGUCACGCUGCUGGAUCCUGCAGAACCAGAAACCUCUGUGCGUCUGCCCUUCUCCUCCACGUGGAUCGCUUCUUUGUUCGAAGAUGGCGCCUUGGUAGACCAGCUGCUAUUGGAAAGCCAUGCAGACGAGGGAAUCUUGCACCUCGCCACAGUUCAGCAGCAUGAGGAGGAAAAUCAGACGUCGCCUGGCAACACUACAGGCUCAUCGGUCGGGGAUAGCACGGACACACCCGAGGACACGGUCGACCUUGAACAGUGCACAGAGCAGGAGAUGUCGUACUAUCCGUGCCCCGUGGGCAUGGUUGCAAAUGGUCUUCGUGUCGUCCGGCUGGGAGGUGCCGGCUCGUGGAUGGACAGCCUGCAACUCCUGUGUAGCCAGGAGCUUGACGUUGGCACGAACCACACGCAGUGGCUGACCCAAGCCGGCUCCACGGGCCUCGCCGGAAACAGGCAACUCCUAUCCUUCACAGAUUCUGGAGGCGAUGCCGAGGUCGAAGUGCUUCGCUGUGACGCGCGAGCGUCCUCCUUGCUGGUCGGAGUGCGGCUGGUUCUUUGGCGCCAACGCAAGGUUGCAGGCUUUGCAGCAGCCUGUGCCGCUUGGGCGCAGGUGGAGCGGGUCAUUCCUUGGGAUGCAGAGACACACGAGGAGUUGCAACCUCAAGUGGCGUCGGCUGAUCUGGAGACGGGCGCCAAUUGCACCGGCCUGGUGCCGAUCGAGGGUUCUGAGAGAUGGGCCAGCUGUCAAGGGAUGGCCAACCUCAAGCCUUGCCCGGACCCUGAGAUGUGCUGCUGCGACAAGGAUUUCCAAUACAUCGAGGCGCUGGGCUCCUGCGAGCCCUGCACCGCCGAAGCGGCCUUGGAGAGACCUCGCAGACUCUGUCCACCUGGAACAGCCGUGAUUGGCUUUUAUGCCGGCGUCGCCGCAAGUGAGGGCAGCGGACACCAGGCUGUGGGUUCGGAUCUGCUGAUCUCCACCAUCUGCUCAAUCCGACUGAGAUGUGGACCUCUGCAGGUCCGGCAGUGGGCUGGACACCCGAGCACCACUGGUUCCUUGGUUGUAGCAGGAUGGGAUCCACCGGUUGAGCAAGCAGGGGACCUCGAGCUGCCUGGCCUGGCCAACCUGGGCUUUGAGCUGCAGUGGUGGCACUACGUGGCCGCAGGUGCAGCGCUUCUUUUCUUGCUGUGCUGUGUCUACCGCUACUGCCGCACUUCUCAAGCAACCGUCUAUGGCGAUGUGCAGACUGGGGGUAAGUCCAGCUGGUCCAACCUCAAGAGUGUGGUCAAGUUGCCAUCUCAAGUCGUUUGGAGGUACAUUCUGCGGCCAAUCGGCUCCCUUGUGCUUCGAAUGCUGGAGCCGAUAUGGACACGCGCGCUACGACCGGUCCUGCGCUGGAUUGGGGGCACGCGCGCCGCCAGGCUUCUUGCAGGAUUUGGGCGACGGCUGUGGCGCCUUCUGAAGUGCUGCUGCCCAUGCCUGAGACGGCUGGAGAAAGUGUCUUUCAAGGAGACGCUGAAAGCUGCCCGCGACCCGAUGGCUGCCAGCAAAUCUACGCGCGCGCGGGUGGCGCGGCAGUGGGAGCUGCGGCGACAGCUGAUGUCCGGAACUUUGGAUGCGCAGAAGGCGAAGGACGACUUGCUUGGCCAGCUCAAGCGAGGAGAGAUCGACGAGAAGGAGCUUGGCAUACGCCAAAGGGAGAUUGAUGAUCUGGUCGCGAAGAGCCAGGCCAUGAUGAGCAAGGCUUCGCUGAAGGAUCGCGUGAAGAGCAUGAGAUCACAGAGCAGCUUCCGUCCUUUGUCCGCGACCAAAUCCUUCAAUGUAUCAAAGACAUUUUCCGCGACCAUGAGCUUUGCAAGGUCCGGUUCGAUGCAUUCAGCUCGUGAAGAUGGCGGCCGAUGCUGCGCAUGCUGCCGGCGACUUCCCAAAGAAGAGUCGAAGGAGGAGCAAGUCCAGGGUGCAGCUGAGGCAGCCGCUCAAGAUCCCGACGAAAGCAAAGGGUCAAAGUGGAGACCGGAAGAUGACGAGGAGUGGGAAUAUUUCUGGGAGGAAGAUUCCGAAGAGGAGGAUUUCGAAGAUGACCAGAUGGUGGAUGUGAGUCCAGCUCGCACCCGUGGGCAGAGUGAGAGCCUGGGCUUCGGGCCGGUGGCUUCACGCACAUCCAGGACAUCUCGAGGCAGUGCGAGCGAGAUGGUGGAUGUGAGUCCAGCUCGCACCCGUGGGCAGAGUGAGAGCCUGGGCUUCGGGCCGGUGGCUUCACGCACAUCCAGGACAUCUCGAGGCAGUGCGAGCGAGGGCAAGCGACCGACGAGUCCUACAAUCACGGAGUGA